ACGUAGGUAAACGUAAUCGCACACAGCCGACCAGCCCAGGAUGACAGACUUGUGUUCUUGUCGAGGCGAAAUCUGUCCAGCACACUCGGAAUGACAUUAAAAGGAAAAACGCUAGCGUAAGCUAGGUAAACUGUCGUUAGGAGAGGGCAUUUUAACAUAGUUUGUUAACUGGCUAAUCGGUUGUGAGAAGCAACCGAUUAUUAAUGUGGCGUUAAUUUGAAGAAAGAACAGACGACAUAGUUUAGGGUUGUGUUGACACAACCAGCUGCCGAUACAUUAACGUUAGCUGCCUCGCUAAUGUUAACUCUGACUCGAGCAUUAACGUCAACGUUAGCUUAGCUAGCGAUUACUCUUGGCUCUCCAAAGUUAUCUCCUUGAUUUGGGUUGGCCUCUCGGUAAGCAUAGCGUUAGCAAAGAGUUUCAAAGUUAGCGGUAGUGAACUUAUUAACUUGCAGUUUAAGUGAUGUGGAAUAACCAUGGCAUCGAUGCAGUUUGAUGCAACAUCAAUGUCGCCAGAGAAAGAGUUUUGAUAUCUAGUUGUCAACAAGCUCGCUGACUUUAGCAAGGCUAGCCAGCUAACUAGCUAGCUAAUAUGGCCAAAAUAGAGAACGGCCGUAAGUCAGUCGACACACGGAGUAUCAGGACUAUUAGCAGCAGUCAUAUUGACGAUGAGAGCUCCCUGGGAUCCGACUCUGAAAUCAACGGCUUCACCAGCGACAGACAAACAGAUAAAUAUGGAUUCAUCGGCGGGGCUCAGCAGUAUUCAGAGGAAUCGGCUCAGGAUGUGCCCACAGAGGUGCUGCGGCAGAGGGAGGUGAAGUGGCUGGACAUGCUCAGUCACUGGGACAAGUGGAUGGUCAAGAGACACAACAAGGUGAGGCUGCGGUGCCAGAAAGGGAUUCCUCCUGCCCUCCGAGGCCGAGCAUGGCUCUACCUGUCAGGCGGGAAGGUGAAGAGAGAGCAGAACCAAGGAAAGUUUCAGGAGCUGGAUAGUCAGGCAGGGGACCCCAAAUGGCUCGACGUGAUAGAGAAGGAUCUCCAUCGACAGUUUCCUUUCCACGAGAUGUUUGUGUCUCGGGGAGGACAUGGGCAGCAGGACUUGUUCCGUGUUCUCAAGGCCUACACUCUGUACAGACCAGAGGAGGGAUACUGCCAGGCUCAGGCCCCCAUCGCUGCUGUGCUGCUCAUGCACAUGCCUGCAGAGGAUGCCUUCUGGGGGCUGGUCCAAAUCUGUGAGAAGUAUCUUCCUGGAUACUAUAGUCCUGGCCUGGAGGCUAUACAGCUCGACGGAGAGAUCUUGUUUGCCCUGCUGCGGCGCGUCUCCCCUAUAGCCUACCGUCACCUGGAGAAGCACAAGAUCGACCCCAUCCUCUACAUGACUGAAUGGUUCAUGUGUGCCUUCUCUAGAACGCUGCCCUGGGCCUCUGUGCUGCGUGUCUGGGACAUGUUCCUCUGUGACGGAGUGAAGAUAAUCUUCCGCGUGGGUUUGGUGUUGCUAAAGAGCAUGUUGGGAACCCGGGAGAAGCUGAAGGCCUGCCAGGGCCUGUAUGAAACUAUGGAGCUUCUCAGGGCCAUAGACGCUCGAUACAUGCAAGAGGGCUUCCUGGUCCGAGAGAUCCUGGAGCUGCCGGUGACGGCCCGAGAGGUGGAGAGGGAGCAUCACAGCCAGGUGAAGCGCUGGAAAAAGAUCCGCGGUGAGCUGAAUUUUAAAUCUCCUCCCAGAAUGCAUGGUGCGCGGUUCAUCAUGUUAGCCGAGCCGCCCAGGCGCCAGGACUUGCAGCAAAACCCCACUAUCGUCGUUGAGGCAUCUCAGCCCACCCCGCAGCUGAAGAAGAGCAAGGAGGAGAAGAGCAAGAAAAAGAAGAGCGUGAAGAAAAAACAGCCCAUAGAGGAGAUCCCCAAUCCUUACCCCCUUCUUAGUGAUCCUCCUCCUCCGCCUAAGGAGCCGCCGGCCCCGCCUCCAGUCAGCAGCGAGAUGCCACAGAUCCCUCAACAGACUUUGAUAGACUCGCCUCAGCAGGAGCAUCCGCCCCCAACAGACCUUUCUCUUGCCAAAGAAUCUCCCCUGCAGCAAUCCACACAGAGCCUCAGCAGCACGGAGCAGGACACGUACCUGUAGCUCCCUCUAGGGUCCAGCAGCGGCGGAGCACCAGCAUAACUCAGCCAGCAACCAGCCAAUCAUGCCAGGGCAUCUCCUGGCCAGCAUCACCAUUCAGUCCUCAGCCGGGGUCCGACUGUGUUUUCUUCAGCAUACCGUUGUAGACACCAUUUUGCCUAGGACACUUUUGGUAUACACUAAGGUGUCUUUGCCAUGUGUGAAACAACUUCAAUGCCUACACCAUUUCUUCAUCUGAUGUUGAUGUUACCUCUACUUGAGUCUUUAUUCAGACCAUGUGUCUUAGUAUUCUUUGUGCAAGGGAGACAUGUUACUGACUUAUUGGGAGUAAAGUAAUUUGUUUAUCAGAUGUCUUGGGAGCAGUUUGGUUUAGAGUUUCAAGGGGAACUUGAGGAACAGUAAAGAGCCACAGUUUGUAUUCUUCUAUACAUUUCCACUCAAAUACAGCACUGUUGAAUUCAUUCAGAUAAUACAGCAUUGCAGUGAAUGUAAACUCCUGAUACAAAUUCUGUGGCUUGUAGCUUUUUUAAAUUUUUUAUUCAAACACUGUUCAAGUUCCCCAGUCAUCUGCUUUCACAUGGCUCAAAGAAACCUUUUUCAUUCACUAGAGGGCAGCCUUGCAGCUUCCAGCUGUGAUUCCUGUUACAUUUCCUGUUUGAAAAGCCACUCACAGUAGAGUGGGAAUCCUUUCCAUUAAAUCUCCAGUCCAGUUGGGACUUCAUCUUAUGAGGUCAUGCCAAUCAUUUUCCAAUAAAGGAACAUUGUAUUGUCAUUUUCUGUUUUCUUACAAGUCAAUGGAAAAUGUGCUUCCUAAUUUGAUGUAACUGAAAUGUAAUUAACCUAAGCUCUGUAACUUAAAGUGCUGUUUUGACUGAUACAACAUUGUUUCCUGGUCAGUUCUUGAUCCUGAUUUUCAAAAAGCAUUUUUGUUUUCAGCACAGUAUAAAACAUGACACCUGUUAUGAUUGUGUGUGCCUUGCAAGUUUUGUGCACAAGUGGUCAAAAUGCCACAGCAUGUGGGACUGUGUGUUUUCAGUUGAUGUGGCCUAAGUCCUUAUGAAGUCCAAUGCUCACAGAGCCAGGCACUUCCAGCCUCUUCAGAGCAGCAGUAACUCAUGUUACUUUGGCAGCAGAAAGGAGAACACUGGACAUUCCUCACUGUAUGACACAUUCCUGCCCUCUUAAUAGCUAAUCUGUCUAAAAACUGUCUUUUUGCCAAAUGCAAAUCUGUCUUAUGUAUGUAUUGUGCAUGUAAUUCUUUUGACAUCUUGGAAACUGUGUGAAUGCCAGCGGAUCAUCUAAUGGUGCUGACCUUAUUCCUGGUAUUGCUCAAACAGGUGCUUGAAGUGUAUUGGGUCUUUGAUUAAUUCUUUUUUUUUUUUUUGUGCUAGAAUUUCCAAAGCAAGUUCAUUCUGGGAUGAUUGACAGCCGCUGCCUGUGACCAUGCACUCUUUAACACCAAGAGGGAUUUAGUUAUUUGAUGAAGCUUUUUGGGAUAUCUGUAACAUUUCUGUUUUGACACUUUGGUUCGUUCUUCUGGGAAAUAGGACAGGGUUUCUGCAGUUCCUUAAAGUCCAGAAAUCUUAAUUUUAGGCCCUAUUUAGAUAGGUUUUAAAAAUUGAUUGGAUUAUAAAGUUAAUAUCACUUGUAUAAAGUUGCCUUAACUUAAGUCUUACCUUUAAAUGUGGGGGGAAAACUCCUGUUGAUCACGCUGUAACAAAACCAAUAACCACUGAGGCGUUCUGUGCAGCUGUGUGCAGUCAUGUUCAGUUCAGUGUUCCUGUUGAAUAUGAGGAAAUUCAUUUACUUUGCAAGUGUUUUCUGGGACUUUCUAGUAUGUGUUUAAAAAAGAUCAUAAAAUUCAGUCAGAAUGGUCUUAAAUGUCUUAAUUUAGCUUGUUGAAACCUGCAGAAACCUUGAAGGGAAACAUGCUGGGAUUGUGAGGCUUCUUUUUUUUGUCAUUUUGACCACAGUCUGUUUUUGUGUCUAAUGGACACUGAGCUCCUUGGAGGCAGAAGCUUGUGAGUCUGUUUUAUAGCUUGUUGAGACAAUGAUAAAUUAACUGGGAGCGAUUUUUUUUCUUUGUUUGACAUACGUAAACACGCAAGUAUUAUACAAAAUGUGUUUGUGUACACUCUUCCACUAAAAGCCUUUGCUACAGAAUGCAUGUACAGGUUAGUCAUUAUAAAAAGCAAUAAGGUUUCAAAGGAUAACACAUUUCCAGUGCUCUAUAUUCCUCGCCUGUAUGCAAUAGUUUUUUAGUCGCUUGUAUUACACACCUCACAUUUUGCUGAUGUUCUAUUUUAAUUUAAUGCUCAUUGUGUAGAUAUGACAUGUAAAAUAACAAAUUGUUUUUGUAUUGAAAUGUAUUUUUCAAGUCACAAUGCCAUAUUUUAUUCAGCAGUUAAAUGAACUGCAGAGGGAGUAUCAAAGGAAUUUGAAUUUUAGGGCAAUAUAAUAUGGAUGGACAAUUGUAACACUAAAAAAAUGUUCCUUGGGAAUAUGGGGAUUAUUGAUAGUAACUUUUAAAGCAUUUCAGAUGUUUUUUUUUAUUAUUAUCUCUGGGGACAGAUUGGUUUUCCUUUGCCAUUCACAGGUAACACAUUAAGUUUUAACCAAGACUCAUGUGACAAGAGAGGGCAUCACGCCUAAUUAUCAGUUUGACUUCUACAAAUAAAAUUUUGAUCAAAACCAA
This is a messenger RNA of Myripristis murdjan (pinecone soldierfish), 4811 nucleotides long. Its product is annotated as TBC1 domain family member 10A-like. Lineage: Eukaryota; Metazoa; Chordata; Actinopteri; Holocentriformes; Holocentridae. The record is from RefSeq and is a predicted model, not a curated record. Gene Ontology annotation, molecular function: GTPase activator activity; small GTPase binding. The transcript has 9 exons. The coding region runs from base 593 to 2119 and encodes 508 amino acids. Gene Ontology annotation, biological process: regulation of GTPase activity.